AUGGACUGGGCUAAAAAUUCUCACCAGAACACUGCCAUGUUGCUUCUUGAUUUUGAGAAGGCCUAUGACAGAGUCGAAUGGAAAUUUAUUCUGAUGAUGUUGGAAGCAUUUGGCUUUCCUCCUUAUUUUUGUCUUGUUGUUCAAACUCUUCUUAAGGACGCCUCUGCGCGUAUUGAAGUUAAUGGAGUUCUUUCCCCCUCAUUUCCGCUCGGUAGAUCUAUCAGGCAGGGUUGCCCUUUGGCCCCUGCCCUUUUUGUCAUAGCCUCUGAAGCCCUGUACUAUAUCCUCAGAGACUCCUCCUUGUCUCCCGAUGUCAGAGGUAUAUUUCUUCCCAACGAUGAAGAGCUUAUUAAUUGUCAGUUUGCUGAUGAUACGGCUCCGUUUUUUGAGCUUACUGAAAAUAACUUUAAAAAUCUGCAAGGAAAGCUUGAUGUUUUCUGUUCUACUUCUGGUGCUCGUAUUUCUCAUGCCAAGUCAAUUUGUCUUGGUUGGGACGAGCACCCCCCUGAGUGGUUUGUUAAUUCCGGAUUUCAAUGGGGAGGCCCUAACAAAACUGUCAAAUAUCUUGGUAUCCCCUUUUCUGUGGAGCCUACCCUUAAGAAUAUGUGGCUCUGGAUUAAAGAGAAGAUUCUCAAUAAGCUUAAUAAAUGGCAUAAUAGAACUCUUUCUUUGGCUGGCAGGAUUCAAGUCUGUCAAAAAAUUUUGUCUUCUUACAGUAUUUAUCAUUCUUCAGCUUGGUUGUUCAGUAAUUAUCAGAUUCAAGAAAUUCAAAGUGCCAUCAGAACCUUUCUCUGGUCUGAUGGUAAAGGAAACAAAAAGCAGCAUGCUGUUAAAUGGGCCUGGUGCCAUGCUGACAAGAUCCUUGGGGGGCUUGGGCUUAAAGACCUGAAAACCCAGGGUAUUGCCCUUUCCGCCAAAUGGAUCUUUCAUUCCUUGGAGGGUAACAGCCCUUGGAAAGUGCUUGUCAGGCAUAACAUUGAGAGAGGCUUUCCCAGGAAAGCUAAGUCUUGGAAAAACCUCCCUUUCAGUGAUCUUCUUUUAGGUAAUUUCCCUAUUGCUGUGCAAGGUUCUGUGGUCUUCAAAUCAAUAUGGAAGGCCUGGGAACAUGUUAGGGAUCAUAUCUCCAACAAGGACUGUUACUUCAAUGAUCAACUCCACGGAGAAAGAUCUAUUUGGUGGAAUUUGGUCAUCAAUGGGAAGCCCCUUGCUUUAUCCCAAGGAUGCUCUGCCAGAUCCUGGGCUAAAAAAGGGAUAAAUCAAUUUGUGGAUUUGUUUGAGGAUGGUCUCCUCCCCUCGUGGGAUGCCAUUAAGACCAAAUAUGACAUUCCUGACUCUCAGAAGAAAACUUACAAUAUGAUCCUUCAAGCUGCUAGAGAUCUCCCCUCUUUAUGCCAUGUUGAUUCUCUUAGACAUCUUAAUUGCAAGUGGCCGGGGGGAGUUGUUAUGGCUAGCCUCAAGGCCAAGAACAUCUACUCUGUUAUUAAUCAAACUAAUGAUAUUAUUGUUCAUGUGAACUCUGUCUGUUAUUCUUCCUUUGAUACUAAGAUGUGGAAUAAGUUGUUUCAGUAUUUAUGGAGAAGACCUAUUGAGCCAAAAAUUAACUGUUUUAAAUGGCUUGUUCUGCUUGAUAAGCUUCCUGUUAAAAGCUUUAAUUUUGAUUCUGACUUGUGUAGCAUUUGUAGACUCCCAGAAACUGGGAGACAUAUUCUUUUCGAUUGUUUAUUUGCUAAAGAAAUUUGGAGUAUGUUUGGUGUUAUCUAUCCUAUUACUGUGAGCAUUCUUGACAUGAUUACUGGUUAUAUAUCUGGUCUUCCUAAAGAUUCGAAUCUUUUUUGGAAUAUACUGUCCUCUAACAUUCUUUGGCAGAUAUGGAAAUGCAGGAACGAAGAGAAGUACCAAGGUAAGCCAAGGGCUCUUACUGAGUUUUUCAGGAAACUCACAUAUUUUAAAAUCUUUCUGCAGGUUCAAGUCACCAUGAUGAUAGAGAGAAAGAAGCUGGAAAGAUUUCUCAAGACUGGUCACGCAUCCUUCUACUACUAUGAGCUGAAAAAUGGAUACCUUUGGCGGAGAACGCUAGAAGAUCUUCACGCCUUUGACCAAGCUUGUGUCAAGCUCAAGAAAGAAAUCAGGAAAAAUGCAAAUCCCAGGAUGGAAGAGCUCUCCUUGCUAUCUCAGGUUCAAGCGCAUAAGAAUAUAAUCUGGAUGGAAGACCCCCAAGGCUGGACUGCCUGGGUCGAUGAUUUCUAUGAUAUUCUUCACUAG
Messenger RNA from Cryptomeria japonica (Japanese cedar), 2262 nucleotides. RefSeq lists its product as uncharacterized. The transcript has a single exon. Bases 1 to 2262 code for a protein of 753 amino acids. NCBI's taxonomy places the organism in Eukaryota, Viridiplantae, Streptophyta, Pinopsida, Cupressales, Cupressaceae. The record is from RefSeq and is a predicted model, not a curated record.